AUGAUUUCAGCCUGGAUCCUGAUUACAUUUUGUGUUGCCCCCCUGACUCUGGUGACAAGUGAUGCCUGCAUCUCUCCUGGAGAAUCCAUUAAUGCUACUAGUGGUCACAUUUCAAGCCCCAAUUUUCCCAACAACAAUGACAAAAAUAGGAUUUGUACCUGGAAUAUCACGGUACCUGGUGGGAAAAUCAUCAAAGUGACCUUCUUGAACUUUACCCUGGUAGCAGGUGAAAACGAUGACUGUGCUGGAGCGUCAGAUGAUAGUGCCCGAGUCUUUAUCACAAACGUUGCCUCUCAUGGAGGAAAUCCCAAUGACUUUAAGAUCUGUGGUCAAAAGCUUCCCCAUCCUGUGUACUCCGAGGGAAACUUCAUUCAAGUGAGAUUUGAAUCUCGCGCCGGCACUGUAAACAAAGGGUUCAAUGCAACCUUUGAGGCGAUAGAUGGAGAUUCAUUGUGCCCAGCAGAUAUGAUCCUCGAUGAAACAUCAGGUUCUUUCUCCUCUCCCUUUAAUCCAAGAAACUAUCCAUUCAACAAGACAUGUAGCUGGAAGAUUAUGGGGAAACAAGGAUACCGUGUUGAGCUCACAAUACCAGACUAUAAUCUUGAACGUUGCGCUGCUUGCUCGUGUGAUUAUUUGGAAGUUCAGAAUAGCUUCAGUGAUAAAGCGCUACCUGGAAAACUAUGUGGUACACCAAGGUUUACUCCUUUAAAAUUUUAUUCACUGAACGAAAGCUUGAGGGUGGUGUUUGUGUCCGAUGAUACAAACAUGGAUUAUGACGGAUUUGGGGCAACUUACAAGCUGUUGAACUACAGUCCUCCAAUUUGUCCCAAGGAAGCAAUUCCUCUCUCAGGCAGCGGCAAAAUAAGCAGCACAAACUACCCAAAGAGUAACUACACUGCGUCCAGAAAUUGUACCUGGAACAUUACCGCGCCAGCUGACAAAAUUGUAAAGUUUACGUUUACUGACUUUGUCUUAAGUGAGUGUUCAGCCAAUCCUUGUUCGGAUUCUUGUUCUUAUGUGGAGCUUUAUGAUGGUGGGUCAACAAGUUCGCCUUCGCUGGGGCGAUUUUGCCAGGGGUCGUCUUGGAAUAAGCCUCAGUUGUCGUCUGGAAAUCAAAUGUUUGUGAUGUUCCAUCCUGGACAAACAGUUGAUCGUGGAUUUGAAGCAAAAUAUGAGUCUACAAUGGCCGGUGCCUCCAACCCUAUUGGAGAAACCAUUAAUGCUACUAGUGGUCACAUUUCCAGCCCCAAUUUUCCCGACAACUAUGACACAAGUAGGAUUUUUACCUGGAAUAUCACGGUGCCUGGUGGGAAAAUCAUCAAACUGACCUUCUUGAGCUUUACCCUGGUAGCAGAUGAAAACGAUGACUGUGCUGGUGCGGCAGCAGAUAGUGCCCGAGUCUUUAUCACAAAUGUUGCCUCUCAUGGAGGAAAUCCUAACGACUUUAAGAUCUGUGGUCAAAAGCUUCCCCCUCCUGUGUACUCCGAGGGAAACUUCAUUCAAGUGAGAUUUGAAUCUCGCACCGGCCUUGUAAACAAAGGGUUCAAUGCAACCUUUGAGGCAAUAGAUGGAGAUUUACGUAAGAGCUUUUCUUCUAUAGUAGUUUAUGAAGGAAUGUUUCCUACAGAUAUGAUCCUCGAUGAAACAUCAGGUUCUUUCUCCUCUCCCUUUUAUCCAAGAAACUAUUCAUUCAACCAGAGAUGUAGCUGGAAGAUUAUGGGGAAACAAGGAUACCGUGUUGAGCUCACAAUACCAAACUAUAAUCUACAACAUUGUGGAGACGCUGCUUGCUCGUGUGAUUAUAUGGAAGUUCAGAAUAGCUUCAGUGAUGAAGUGCUGCCUGGAAAACUAUGUGGUACACCAGGGUUUAUUCCUGUAAAGUUUUAUUCACUGCACGAAAGCUUGAGGGUGGUGUUUGUGUCCGAUGAUAAAAACAUGGAUUAUGACGGAUUUAGGGCAACUUACAGGCUGUUGAACUACAGUCCUCCAAUUUUUCCAAAAGAAGCAAUUCCUCUCUCAGGCAGCGGCAAAAUAAGCAGCACAAACUACCCAAAGAGUAACUACACCGCGUCCAGAAAUUGUACCUGGAAUAUUACCGCGCCAGCUGACAAAAUAGUAAAGUUUACGUUUACAGACUUUGUGUUAAGUGAGUGUUCAGCCAGUCCUUGUUCGGACUCUUGUUCUUAUGUGGAGCUUUAUGAUGGUGGGUCAAUAAGUUCGCCUUCACUAAGGCGAUUUUGUCAGGGGUCGACCUGGAAUCAGCCUCAGUUCUCGUCUGGAAACCAAAUGUUUGUGAAGUUCCAUCCUGGAGAAACAGUUGAUCGUGGAUUUGAAGCGGAAUAUUCAGUAUCUUUUCCCAGACCAGCAAUAUCGACAAGUCAACCGGCGACGACAUUUGUAUUGAAAACUGCAAAUGAAUCGGGAGAGAGAAGUACGUCGAAGAAAUCCUUACCACCAGUUGCCGCGAUCGGAAUAGCACUGGCUGCUGCGAUUUUUGUUUCACUCAUCAUCAUAAGGGUUUACUAUUACCAUCGUCGUGUUAGAACUCAUCCUCUGCCUAACGAGGACAAAGAGAAUUAACAUGCAGCAGAUCUCCAACUGACACCUGAACAUGAUUGACGACAAAUUUAUCAUAAAGUUAUUACAUUAUUACAAUAAUUUAGGAGACAGUGUUCUCGAGUGGUCAGAGUGCUGGAUCUUAAGCCCGGUUAUCUCUUUCAGGUCCAGGUUCCCACGCUACCACUCAACGUUUUUAUUUUUAAAUAAUAAUAAUAAAAAUAAUAAUAGCAAUAAUUUAUUAUCUUAUAUUGCGCAUGCUAAUUGACGUUAUGAUCGCGUGCACUUCACCAAAAAAAUAUGGAACAUAUGAUAAAAUUAGCAGAUAAAAUACGAUAAAAAAACUAAAAUCGCUUAAAAAUUGCGAUAUUCUCCGUUACUUUGAAUUCAACACCUCAGCUGCACUCUCAAAGUAACCAACUGGUCCACUUCCUGUCAGUCGGGAUUUAAACCAGUUUACAUUUAUUUGGAAUAUCUGUUGCACUGUGUAUAUUUAGGCCCUCAAAAGUCUCAUUGAGGAGUGGUCAAUUUUUUUUCCUCGAUGAACGCCAAAAAACUCAAACGAGACUGACAUAAUAGCCACUUUACGAGAUUGCUGGCUCACAAUCUCUUCCAGCCUUUAAUUGAGUAACUUCGGCGGAGAUCUAGGUGGAUAAACUGGAAACGAUUGUGUCUAUCCACCCGUAGUUAAACUAGAUCCAGACCCUUGAAGUGUGGAAACAUAAGAAAGCUUUGAAAAGUGACUGAGACAAUACACAAGUAAUUUAAACUUAACAGUUAUAUUAAAUCAACGGUCUCUGACUCACAUCCCAAAAUGUUCGUCUCACAACAGUCAGUUAAAAAACUAAUUAAUUUGAAUGAGUGGAUUGAAAAACGUAGAGUUAAACUUUUUUUGAGGAGGACUAGAGCGCCAGAGACACCCAAAGAGUCCCAUUUUUGACAGUCAACAUAGAAAAUAGCAUAUAGCAUUUCUUUUUUUUUUUUAAAUUAUAUGUUAUGUAAAAAAUAAAGAUAG
Pocillopora verrucosa is the source of this 3571-nucleotide messenger RNA. Lineage: Eukaryota; Metazoa; Cnidaria; Anthozoa; Scleractinia; Pocilloporidae. The record is from RefSeq and is a predicted model, not a curated record.